Cucumis sativus (cucumber) is the source of this 1032-nucleotide messenger RNA. RefSeq names its product 30S ribosomal protein 2, chloroplastic. Gene Ontology annotation, molecular function: mRNA binding. Bases 112 to 867 code for a protein of 251 amino acids. The transcript has 4 exons. Gene Ontology annotation, cellular component: cytosol. Lineage: Eukaryota; Viridiplantae; Streptophyta; Magnoliopsida; Cucurbitales; Cucurbitaceae. The record is from RefSeq and is a predicted model, not a curated record.
AAGAUUAGCUCAAUCUCUUCUUCUUCUUCUUGUCGACUGGAUAAACCUCUGGCCACGCCUCAGGGUUCUGUGCUUUCUUCUCUCUGUUCUCUCAAGCUCUCCACAACAAAAAUGGCUUCCAUCUCAUCCAUAUUAACCCCUACCAAUCUCAUUCACAGCUCCAAAAAACCCACAGAUAUCCCACAAACUUUAUCCUCUCAAUUUCUCCGACCAAUCUCCUUUCACCCUCCUCAUAUCCUUCUCCGCAUCUCUCCCGUCGCCGCCAAACCCCCCACCAGACUUUUCGCCGUUGCAGAAGUGGCGACGCAGGGUGCCAGUUCGGUGGCGGAAAGGAAAUUGUACAUUGGGAAUAUACCUAGAAAUGUGAAUAACGAGGAGCUUACUCGGAUUGUCCAAGAACAUGGGGCUGUGGAGAAGGCUGAAGUCAUGUAUGACAAGUACUCUGGGAGAAGCCGCAGAUUCGCCUUUGUUACUAUGAAAACAGUUGAAGACGCAAAUGCAGCAAUUGAGAAACUGAAUGAGACAGAAGUCGGAGGACGUAAAAUUAAAGUCAACAUAACAGAAAAACCUGUUGUUAAUACAGUUGACAUGUCAUUUCUUCAGGCAGAGGAAUCUCAAUUCAUUGACAGUCCUUACAAAGUAUAUGUAGGAAACAUUUCGAGUACAGUUUCUACAGAAACACUCAAAAACUUCUUUUCUGAGAAGGGUAAAGUUCUCAGUGCGAAGGUUUCACGGGUUCCAGGUACCUCGAAAUCAAGUGGCUACGGUUUUGUUACCUUCUCUUCAGAGGAGGAAGUCGACGCUGCCAUUUCAUCUUUUAACAAUGCUUUGUUGGAAGGCCAACCAAUCCGUGUAAACAAGGCCUAAAUUUUGUAGGGUUCUAUGUAACAAAAAUGUUUGGAAGUUUCACUUUUGCCUCUUGGAAUGAAAUUGAUGAACAGCAGAGGGCAGUUUUUUCACACAAUUUCUGUAUUCAUAUCACUAAUGUAUAAUCUUGUUUAUUUUUCUGUUUAAGCAUCAAAUCUUAACUUA